Carlito syrichta (Philippine tarsier) is the source of this 1174-nucleotide messenger RNA. RefSeq names its product deoxycytidine kinase (gene DCK). Gene Ontology annotation, molecular function: deoxycytidine kinase activity. The record is from RefSeq and is a predicted model, not a curated record. Lineage: Eukaryota; Metazoa; Chordata; Mammalia; Primates; Tarsiidae. Gene Ontology annotation, cellular component: mitochondrion; cytoplasm. Bases 107 to 1081 code for a protein of 324 amino acids. The transcript is spliced from 9 exons.
UCGCUCUUCUAAAACUUUUAAACCAAAGAAGAACAUUCCAGAGGGUUCUCACCAGUACGAGCUCUUAAAACAUGCAGAAGCCACACUUGGCAGUGGUAACCUCCGGAUGGCUGUCAUGCUUCCUGAGGGGGAAGAUCUAAACGAAUGGGUUGCAGUUAACACUGUGGAUUUCUUCAAUCAGAUCAACAUGCUUUAUGGAACUAUCACAGACUUCUGUACAGAAGAGAGUUGUCCAGUGAUGUCAGCUGGUCCAAAAUAUGAAUAUCAUUGGGCAGAUGGAACAAACAUAAAGAAGCCUAUUAAGUGCUCUGCGCCAAAGUAUAUUGAUUACCUGAUGACUUGGGUUCAGGACCAGUUGGAUGAUGAGACAUUAUUUCCAUCAAAAAUCGGUGCAGGAAAGUCAACAUUUUUGAAUAUCCUUAAACAAGUCUGUGAGGAUUGGGAAGCAGUUCUCGAACCUAUUGCCAGAUGGUGCAGUCUUCAGGGUACUGAAGAUGAAUUUGAGGAACUAACAACAUCUCAGAAAAAUGGAGGGAAUGUUCUUCAGAUGAUGUAUGAGAAACCUGAAAGAUGGUCUUUCACCUUCCAGACAUAUGCCUGUCUGAGUCGAAUACGAGCUCAGCUCACCUUUCUCAAUAGCAAACUCAAAGAUGCAGAGAAACCUGUAUUAUUUUUUGAACGAUCUGUGUAUAGUGACAGGUAUAUUUUCGCAUCUAAUUUGUAUGAAUCUGACUGCAUGAAUGAAACAGAGUGGACAAUUUAUCAAGACUGGCAUGACUGGAUGAAUAACCAGUUUGGCCAAAGCCUUGAAUUGGAUGGAAUCAUUUAUCUUCGAGCCACUCCAGAGAAAUGCUUAAAUAGAAUACAUUUACGAGGAAGAAUAGAAGAACAAGACAUUCCUCUUGAAUAUUUAGAGAAGCUUCAUUAUAAACAUGAAAGCUGGCUUCUACAUAGAACGCUGAAAACCAACUUUGAUUAUCUACAGGAGGUACCUAUCUUAACAUUGGAUGUUAAUGAAGACUUUAAAGACAAACAUGAAAAUCUGGUUGAAAAGGUCAAAGAAUUUGUGAGUACUUUGUGAUCUUGUUGAAGACUACAGGCAGCCAAAUGGUUCCAGAUAUUUCAGCUUUGUGUGUCUUCGAAGCUUCAUAUUCAUACAAGUCUCUUCAGAAAA